AUGUUGGAGCUUGAUGAAACAAUGGGAAAUAUAAAAUUUUUUAAGAUGGCUAUGGAAAAAGCCAAAUUUUCAGCACCAUGGAUGAAGAAGAAAGAAUGCACAAGUCAACAGUGGAAUCCAUAUAGUUUUGAAGGAGGAACGACGGCUGCAAUUGCUGGUGAAAAUUUUGCAAUAGUGGGUGGUGAUUCACGAUUAACACAAAGUGAAGUUAACAUUUUAAGUCGUGGCGCUGAUAAGAUACAUCUUCUAAAUGAUUCGAUAAUUUUAUCAUCUGCUGGAUUCUGUGGUGAUAUCCUUCAGCUGAGAAGACUUCUUCAGCUUACUUCUUUUUUUAUCAUUAAGGCUCGACUACACAAAUAUCGUUUUGAUUAUCGCGGAGAUAUGACAGUUGACCUUUGUGCUGAAUUGCUAUCAAGAAAUCUUUAUUACCGACGCUUUUUUCCUUAUUAUACGGAAUCGAUACUAUCUGGGAUCGAUGAAAAUGGUAAAGGAGCUGUUUUCAGUUACGAUUCUUUAGGAAUGUUGUCUCCUUCUCCUUAUGCUGCUUCGGGACCAGGAGAACCGCUAAUAAUGCCAUUUUUUGAUUGUCAGAUAUCUCAUGUGACUCUCUCAGAUGAGGUUGAAAAACCGAUAUUAUCGAUUGAACGAGCAAUUUCACUAAUGAAAGAUGCUUUUCGUAUGGUUACUGAACGUGAAAUUAGCACUGGUGAUAAAAUGCAUUUAGUGAUUGCAGAACAUGAUAAACCUAUUCGGAAACUUAUUGUUCCUUUGCGUGAAGAUUAA
This is a messenger RNA of Dracunculus medinensis (Guinea worm), 783 nucleotides long. The record is from the annotation of a GenBank genome assembly. NCBI's taxonomy places the organism in Eukaryota, Metazoa, Nematoda, Chromadorea, Rhabditida, Dracunculidae.